GAGCUCCGGUAUGACCCAAUAGAAGAGCAUCCCACAGCCGAAGCUCAUUGUACCUAGGGCAGCAGGAGAGUAGCUGGGAAUAUAUCCUUCCUCUCCUCCUCACGCUGCAUACUAGUGUCCCAUGCUAACAAGACCCCUAUCCCUGCUGCUACUGCCUGGGAACUGGGCAGCCUCCUGCACCUGUUCUGCCAGCCAGGUGCUCUGGCAUGCAUUGCCCUGUAGUGUAAGCAGCAUCUAAGUGUGCAGCGUGGUGCAGACUGAGGCCGGACACAUGGCAGGCUGGGUGCUCUGUAUGGCUGUGCUUAUGGCAUGGGUGGCUGUGGCAGCAUCUAAAGGACAGCUGAGCUGUAAAGAGGUCCGGGCUAGUUUCCUUACUCUGCAGCCUGGAGUGAGAUGGGUCCCGGAAUCACCUGUGUCAGGGUCUGAUCUACAAGUCUGUGUCACAAAAACCCCAACCUGUUGCUCAAAGAAGAUGGAGGAGAGAUAUCAGAUGGCAUCUCGUGUAAACAUGGAGCAGCUCAUUCAGUCCGCCAGCGCUAAGAUAAAGUUCCUGAUUAUUCAGAAUGCUGCCAUAUUCCAAGAGGCUUUUGAAAUGGUGAUACGGCAUGCGAGAAAUUACACAAACGCAAUGUUUAAAACUCAUUACCAAAACAUCUCAUCGAAGACCUUUAAGCUUGUUGGUGAAUUAUUCACAGACAUUUCACUGUAUAUCUUAGGAUCAGACAUAAAUGUGAAUGAUAUGGUCAAUGAGUUUUUUGAUGGCUUGUUCCCGGUAGUGUAUGGAAAUUACUUAAACCCUGGAUUCAAGGAGUCAGUUGAAAAUGUGGAGUGUCUUCGACUAGCCAGACGGGACGUCGGUGCUUUUGGGCAGUAUCCCAAAACGAUCAUGACACAAGUAUCAAAAUCAUUACAAGCUUCCCGGGUUUUCCUGCAGGCUCUGAAUCUUGGAAUCGAAGUGAUUAAUACUACGGACUAUUUAAAGUUCAACAAAGACUGCGGUAGGGCACUUCUGAAAAUGUGGUACUGUUCCCACUGUCAAGGCCUUUUGUUGGCACGGCCUUGUGCUGGAUAUUGUGGAACUGUUAUGAGAGGUUGUCUAUCUAGUGUGGUGGAAAUUGACCCUUACUGGAAUGAGUACAUUGCAUCCAUUGAGAGACUUGCAAAAGAAAUGCAUGGUAUUUAUGACCUAGAACGUGUUCUUCUCAAUCUUUUCUCACUCAUUCAAGACGCUGUGAUACAUGCUGAAAAGAACGGAGGAAAGCUAUCCACAACGGUUAAUAAAUUGUGCGGUACUUCAAAGCAGAGAGUGUCACGGUCAGUACGCGCUGGAGCAGAUUUGUAUAUUAAUAAAAAAGUAUUCAAGGCCAACACAGAGAAUGAGGAGACUUUAACUGGAAAAAGGAGGGAGUUUGUAAUGAAGUUGAAAGCCUACAGUCACUUUUAUGGCAGCAUGCCUGCCCUCGUCUGCCGUCACAGCACUGUUGUAGAAAAUGACACAUCUUGCUGGAAUGGACAGGAAAUUGUUGAGAGGUUCAAUCCUCACACAAUGAAAAAUGGCCUAAAGGUUCAAACCAGCAACCAGGACGGAAAGACUAGGAGUACUGAGCCUGUAAUUAACCAGAUCAUUGAUAAAUUAAAUCACGUCAAUCAGCUGUUAAAAGGAAUGUCAACGCAAAGACGGAAAAACAUUGAUAAAAUUGCAGAAGAGGAGGAAUCACAAAGCGGUGAUUGUGAUGAUGAAGAUGAUUGUGAAGAUGGUUCAGGAAAGAGCGGUUUAAGAAUAAGGAAUCAGCUACGUUUUAUACCAGAAUCGGACUAUGAUUUGGAUAUCGACGAUGUUCCAUUUAAUAAGCAGAUGCGAAACCAGCAGGAUCAGAACGGCAGAGAGAUCACCCACCUCCAGUCUGGAAGUGACAGCAUAAAGACUAUGUCAGCCAAACUGCCGCUUGUCCGCCUCCUCACUAUCACCUUGUUAGGACUUGUCUCAGUGAUCUGAUUCUCCGCUCUUAACCCCUAACUGUUCCAGUAGCUGCAUAAGGUUCCUACCUGAAUUUUACAACUUGUAACAUUUCCCAGCCCAUUGUAAAGUCUUCUCAGAGAAAACAAAUUUUAUAUAGUAAAUAUUAAUGUAUUAAUAAAGAACAUUUCUUUAUUCACAUACUUUA
Molecule: messenger RNA, 2165 nt
Organism: Pseudophryne corroboree (corroboree frog)
Lineage: Eukaryota; Metazoa; Chordata; Amphibia; Anura; Myobatrachidae
Gene: GPC3
Product: glypican 3
Exons: 8
Coding region: 272-1996 (574 amino acids)
Biological process (GO): cell migration; regulation of protein localization to membrane; positive regulation of canonical Wnt signaling pathway
Cellular component (GO): plasma membrane; extracellular region; cell surface
Source: RefSeq, a predicted model, not a curated record